Amphimedon queenslandica is the source of this 4614-nucleotide messenger RNA. Its product is annotated as multidrug resistance-associated protein 1-like. The coding region runs from base 34 to 4503 and encodes 1489 amino acids. Gene Ontology annotation, cellular component: membrane. The record is from RefSeq and is a predicted model, not a curated record. Gene Ontology annotation, biological process: transmembrane transport. The transcript has 31 exons. Lineage: Eukaryota; Metazoa; Porifera; Demospongiae; Haplosclerida; Niphatidae. Gene Ontology annotation, molecular function: ABC-type transporter activity; ATP hydrolysis activity; ATP binding.
CCCGCCCUUCCAUAGUCUCUGCUGUCUUCAGUCAUGGUAGAGUCUGAUUUGGAUGAAAUAUGCAGGCCAAAUGAAUUCUGGAAAGGCAAUCAAGUUCUCGGUGGAAAUGGGACACUUAAUGUCAGCCUAUGCUUUGAAGACACUGCCAUCUUUUAUGGAGUGUGCCUAUUCUUUUGGAUACUGGCUACCGUUAACUUUCUUUGUCGGAAGAAGAGAGAUUUUAUUCAUAUUCCUUUCAAUUUAUUACUUGUGACCAGGAUUUUAUUGUGCUGUGGAAUUAUACUGAUAUCAAUCUGUGAUUUGGGGUUUGCUAUUUAUGUCAAAAUAUUCCAAGAUGAAGCUACGUAUUUCUUUAUUUCCCCUGCUGUCCUAUUCGCCACUAUGGUGAUAGUGAUUCUAUUGUUAAUAUCAGAGUAUAAGAAAGGAGUUCGGUCUUCUGGUCCUCCUGUCAUCCUAUGGAUUGGUCUAGUGGUCUAUGGAUCCAUUAAAAUGUGGACUAUACUUGCCAAGGCUCAAGUUCAUGGAUUUAUUGAGAAGUUUUACUUUUUUACAUUUUCCCUGGAGUAUUUUGUUUAUUUGCUUCUACUGAUGCUCUCAUUCAUACCAGAACCUAAAUCAAGCGAUGACUACCUUAAACACAAGCCUUCACCUGAAGAAUCGGCAUCAUUCUUCUCCUCUGUGACAUGGUGGUGGCUCAAAUCACUAAUGUGGAAGGGAUCACGUAGAGUGCUAUCUCAUGAUGAUCUUUAUGAUAUUAACUAUGAGGAUAAAUCUGAAGUGACUUCUAUCAGGUUUCAAAAGGAAUGGGAUAAAGAAGUGAAGAGAUCAGGGUUGGUAUUUGUUCAAGGACAAUCAAAUAAACAACCACAGAAAAGAAAAGAACCAUCUCUAGUACUUGCAUUAUUCAGAGCUUAUGGAUUGGACAUUAUUACUGGUGGAUUCUAUAAACUAUGCUAUGAUAUACUCAUUUUUGUCAAUCCUUUAAUACUUAGAUUGAUGAUAGCGUAUAUUCAUGACAAGAAAGAGCAAGCUUGGAAUGGAUACUUCUAUGCAAUGACAAUGUUUUUUGUUGCACUGCUACUCUCACUCGUUUAUCAGCAGUAUUUUAACUCUACCUCAACCACAGGAAUGAGAAUAAGGACAAGUCUGAUAUGUGCAAUUUAUAAAAAGUCUCUAGUUUUGACAAGGAAGUCCUACCAGACCAGAACAAUAGGAGAGAUGGUUAAUCUCAUGUCUAUUGAUGCCCACAGAUUUAUAGAGACACUGAGUUACUUUCACAUGGUUUGGUCAGGCCCUUUACAGAUUGUUGUUGCUCUAGUGGUCUUAUACUGGACAAUGGGUCUUGCUAUUCUUGCUGGCCUGGCAGUAUUGCUAUUAUUGCUACCCUUUACUUUACUGGUGUUUCUACUUGGCCAGCGAUUCCAAACUAAAUUGAUGAAAGCUAAAGAUAAGAGAUUGAGAUCAAUCUAUGGAAUUCUUAGUGGGAUUAAAGUAAUUAAACUUUAUGCUUGGGAAUUUCCAUUUAAACAAAAAAUUAAAGAGCUCAGAAACAUUGAGUUAAAGUGUCUACGGAAAAUAGCUAUUAUUCAAUCUUUUGCUACUUUAACUUGGUUCAGCACUAGCACUGUUGUCACACUUACAACAUUUUCUACGUUCAUGUGGAUUCACAGCACAAUUGCUAACCCAAACUACAUCAUGACGGCAGGGAAGGUUUUUGUAACCAUAUCACUAUUUGAUAUUCUUAGAUAUCCACUCACUAGACUACCAAUGACAGUUGCAUAUAUCAUUCAAGCUAAUGUAUCACUGAAGCGCAUUAGAUCUUUCUUAUUAGAAGAAGAAUUGGACCUUACAGGUACUGAUGAUAGUGAUACUACUACUGAUGGAAAGGAAGCUGUGUUAAUAAGAGAAGGAUCAUUUUCAUGGGAUAAAGAAGAGGAGAAAUUCAUGCUGUCGGAUAUUGAAUUAUCUGCAAGACCUGGUGAACUAGUGGCUGUAGUGGGACCUGUUGGAGCUGGUAAAUCAGCAUUGAUAUCAGCCAUCUUAGGAGAAAUGAAUAAAAUAAACGGACAUGUAGUUCUUAAGGGUAGAGUAGCUUAUGUACCUCAGAUUGCUUGGAUAUUGAAUGCUACAGUCAAAGAUAACAUUACUUUUGGUAAAGGGUUCAAUAAUGUUCUCUACAAUGAGGUCAUUAGUACUUGUGCUUUGGAAGCAGAUAUGGAAAUAUUACCAGGAGGGGAUAUGACUGAAAUAGGAGAGAAAGGUAUUAAUCUUAGUGGUGGUCAGAAACAACGUGUUAGUCUAGCUAGAGCAGUCUACCAGGAGUCUGAUGUGUAUUUACUUGAUGAUCCUUUAUCUGCUGUUGAUUCACACGUCGGUAAACACAUAUUUGAUAAUGUGAUAGGACCUGAAGGAGUAUUGAAAAACAAAGUACGUAUAUUAGUGACUCAUAGUGUGAGGUUCCUAUCUCAAUGCGAUAAGAUAAUUGUCAUGAAUGAAGGCAGGAUUAGUGAGGUUGGAACUUAUUCAGAACUACUUGAACACAAUGGAGAGUUCUCUGUGUUUUUACAAAACUAUGGCUCAACAGAUGAGAGUGAUGAAAAGAAACAAAGUGAAAUCUCUGUUCCUGAAGAGAAAGGCUGUUUCACUGACAAGAUUAAAAAAGAACAAGAAAAUUCUUUGAUAGUUAAUGAGAAAGUUCAUCUUGGAAUUGUUAAGAUUUCUGUCAUUGCAGCUUACAUCAAAUCCUUUUCCUACAUUUCAUUGUGUCUCGUUUUACUCCUGUAUUGCUUAACUGCUGGCGGAUAUCUUGGUCAGUUACUCUGGUUAGCUCAUUGGAGUAAUGCUGGAGGUAAUGAUAACUUGACACUUUCUGCUAAUCUUGGCAUUUAUGCUUCACUUGGAAUGGCUCAAUCUUUCUCAUUUUUAUUUGCUUCACUGACACUAGCUUUUGGAACUGUUAAAGCUUCAAGGAGACUCCACGCUAAAAUGCUAUCAAAUAUACUUCGAUCACCAAUGUCAUUUUUUGAUACUACACCUCUAGGAAGACUGCUAAAUAGAUUCUCAAAAGACACUAGCGUUAUUGAUGAGAAGAUUUCUACAUUCCUCAGUGCUUUCCUAACAACAGUUUUCUCUACAGUUGGUGUAGUUAUAGUCAUUUCAAUUGCUUCACCUUGGUUCCUAUUUGCUACAGUUCCAAUGUCCAUAUUCUACCUAUUUGUCCAGCGUUUUUAUGUUGCUACUUCAAGACAGCUGAAGCGUCUUGAGGCAAACUCAAGCUCUCCAAUUUACUCUCAUUUCCAGGAGAGCAUUAAUGGGGUGACUAGCAUUAGAGCUUACAAUGUACAGGAAAGGUUUCAAUUGCUGUCCCAAGCUCAUGUAGACUACAAUCAAGUGGCCCUAUAUUACAGUUACAAUGCUGUAGUCAGGUGGUUAUCAGUGCAGCUUGAUUUUGUUGGUGCUUUGGUCAUAUUCCUAGCUGCAGUGCUUGCUGCACUUCAGCGAAAUUACCCUCAAGUUUUUGGUUUCAUUGACCCUGGAUUAGCUGGAAUGUCAAUAAGCCAAGCAUUCAUGAUGACAUUGCUAUUAUCUAUGGUUGUCAGAAUGACCAGUGACUUGGAAAGCAGUUUGAUAUCAGUUGAAAGAAUCAAAGAAUACACAGAGUCACCAAAUGAGGCUCCUGAAAUUAUUCCUGAUAAUAGGCCUGAUCCUAAUUGGCCAGUAGAUGGAAGCAUUCAGUUUGAUGAAUAUGCUACACGUUAUCGUCCUGGACUUGAUCUUGUACUAAAGAAUGUGUCUUGUUACAUACCUGGUGGUCAAAAAGUUGGUGUUGUAGGACGGACUGGAGCAGGGAAGUCGUCGUUAACUAUGUCAUUGUUUCGUAUCAUUGAAGCUGAUAAAGGAUCCAUUUUAAUUGAUGGCAUGAACAUCAGUAAAUAUGGACUACGUGACCUUAGAUCACGACUAACAAUCAUUCCACAAGAUCCAUUGCUGUUUUUAGGGACACUUCGUUUUAAUCUUGAUCCCUUUGAUACCUGCACUGAUGAUGAAAUAUGGAGAGCUUUAAGAAAUGCUUAUUUAAGUGAUUUUGUGGAAAAACUAAGCGAAGGAUUGAAGUAUUCUAUUGCAGAGGGAGGAGAAAAUCUAAGGUAUGAUUAUGUCACUUGCAUUAAUCAAUUCUUACAUCUCUUUAGUGUUGGUCAGUGUCAGUUAGUGUGUCUUGCUCGAGCCUUGCUCCGUAAGACAAAGAUACUAGUUCUGGAUGAGGCCACAGCUGCUGUUGAUUUGGAAACUGACGAUCUCAUUCAAAGAACUGUCCGUAAAGAGUUUUCUGAUUGCACAAUUUUAACGAUUGCACACAGGAUUAAUACCAUCAUGGAUUAUGAUAAAGUAAUGGUAUUAGAUGAAGGACGUAUAGCAGAGUUUGAUACUCCAGAGAAAUUACUGGAACUCAGAGGUUUAUUUUAUAAUCUUGUCAUCAAUGCUGGCAUAACUGUUUCUAGUUAAAGCUUUUGUAUUUUAUUUUCAGCAGUUAAAAUUCUAAAAUUUAUUGUUUUAUUCACACAAUGUGUUCUCUGCCUUGUUGUUUUGCACAUAUUGAUUGAACAAAUUUUAGUU